This is a messenger RNA of Hydra vulgaris (swiftwater hydra), 1081 nucleotides long. RefSeq names its product translin-associated protein X. Gene Ontology annotation, molecular function: RNA binding; sequence-specific DNA binding; RNA endonuclease activity. Gene Ontology annotation, cellular component: cytoplasm; nucleus. NCBI's taxonomy places the organism in Eukaryota, Metazoa, Cnidaria, Hydrozoa, Anthoathecata, Hydridae. The record is from RefSeq and is a predicted model, not a curated record.
UUAGUUCCGAACAACUAAGUUUAGAAAAAUAAAAGGUAUCCAUUAAGAUAUACUUAAAAAUGGAUGAAAAUGAUGAAUUACAAAAUUUAUUUCUAUGGGUCCGUGAUCGACUUGAUUCAAGAAAUGAUAAAAGAGAAAAGAUACUCAAGUUUAGUCGUGAUAUAACAAAUGAAAGUAAAAAAGUCAUUUUUAGUUUACUCCGUAAAGGCAUUCCUACUGAAAUGUUACUUAGUGAAGCAGAGAUAAAAUUGCAGUUUUUAAAAAAGCUUCUAAGUUAUAUAUCCGAAGAACUAAAAGAAGAAGAUGCAUAUAUGUUUCAUAAAUCAUUUUCUUUUGGAGUUCAAGAGUUUAUUGAGGCUGUUUCACUUUAUUUCUUUAUUAAAAAUGAAACAUUAAUCGAAUUUGACAAUGUUUGUAACCAGUAUUUUAUUUUUCACGGCUCAAAGUCUUUUUUAUUUCCACAAGACUAUCUUGGGGGAAUCGCAGAUUUAACAGGUGAACUUAUGCGAGUUGCAGUGAACAGUUUGGGAGUGGAUGACAAUUUAAAUAUUACCAAGAUAUGUGAGUUUGCCAGAUUGGUAUAUAAACAAUUUUCUGUAUUUGUUAGUUUGGAUCCUGAGUUAUUUAGGAAAGUUUGUGUUAUGAAAAGCAGUUUAAUAAAAAUUGAAAAUACUAUUUAUAUUUUGAAAGUCAGAGGAGCAGAAUUAUCAGAAAACUUUACUCCAACCAGUUUCCAAUUUGAAAUGGAAUGUCCUGAAAAUGAUAUUUGAUUCUAAUUUUAAUAGAAUUUAUAAAGUAACCUAUAGAGAAAUUGAGUAAAAAUAUACGUUUUUUAUUUAACAAUCUUUUAGAGUAGGUAAAAAAAAGGAAAAUUAAGUUAUAUAGACAUUUGAAGUAGCUAAUAAUUGGAUUGAUCUGUGCUAUUUUCAACUACUUAAAAAUAAUGGCAAUCGGUUAACCUACUUUUUAAAACAAUAAUAAAUAGGCUUGACUUAUUAUAUCAAAUUCUUGAAAUUUUAUUUUAGAAAAUGUACAAAUAAUUUAUUAUCAGUUUUGUGUGAUAAACCUUAAACAGCUUAAA